Myxocyprinus asiaticus (Chinese sucker) is the source of this 1144-nucleotide messenger RNA. RefSeq names its product p53-induced death domain-containing protein 1-like. Gene Ontology annotation, biological process: signal transduction. Lineage: Eukaryota; Metazoa; Chordata; Actinopteri; Cypriniformes; Catostomidae. The record is from RefSeq and is a predicted model, not a curated record. Gene Ontology annotation, molecular function: protein binding. The coding region runs from base 278 to 703 and encodes 141 amino acids. The transcript has 4 exons.
AAACUAUGUGAAGUCUUAAUUUUUAACCAGGCACAUUUGUAUUGGACAGUGUCUGUGACAACCACUGACCACUUGAAUUGCAUUAACCUCUAUAUGCAAGAACUCAGCACAAAUUUGUAAGUGUCUUAAAUUAAGUAUUGACAUAAACUUUAAAAAUUUUCUACAUCUUUUACAAGAAAAUACAUCACGGUACUUUUUUGACACACUUUGCAUUGUAGCUCUUGUUUCUUGCUUACGGAACCAGUCAACAACUACAAUACUUGUGUAAGUGGACAAAAUGGCAAACAAGGCACAAGAGCAUGCUGUGAUCAAUAUGAAAUCUGUGCAGGAGAUUGCUAAGCAGUUAGGCUUUGAGUGGACCAUUCUGGCAUUUGAACUUGGAUUCAGCAGGAAUGAAGUCAGACAGUUUCAUGCCACAUCCAAAGAAAAGAGGGUUCAGAUACAGAGAAUGCUGGAAUCAUGGUAUGAGCGCUCAUGGGACAAACCAAACAAAACCAAGCUGCUGCAGGAUUGUCUAGAGCAAGCAGGCCAUCGUGACCUGGCUGAGAAACUGCGCUGCCUGCACUGGGGCCACCAGAAGCUCAGUCUCUGCCGCAGAGUGGAACUGCCUUCUGCUUUCCCCUUCAUCAUUACAGUUCAUAAGACCAUUGACAACAAAGAUGCCUUGAGCAGGGUAAAUGUGAUUAAUCGCAGUUAUAAUUAAGACAGUUUGGCGAAGAAAAUAAUAAACGAUAGAAUUGGGUCCAAAAGUUUGAGAACAAUAAUGAAAAUGCUUCUAUUUUGCCUUCUUUUCUAAUUACAUUUUUUUUUUUUUUGUUUUGUUUUGGUACUACAAGUUAUAUUAUCAGAAUAACUAUUUGAGGGAAAAUUUAACUCACAAAUAUUGAAAAUUUUUUGGUAUUUGGUAUAUUCCCCUUUUGCUUUAAUACAAGGUGGUAUGGUCUCCAUGGUCUAUCCAGCAUAAUUUAAAAAUGCUCCAAUGAGAUGAGAAAUCUCACCUUUUAUACAAAGAAGCAAACAUGGUCAAUGUCACAAAUUUGCUUUACAUCUGAUUAGUGACCUAGAAACACUUUUUCUUUUACAUAAAACAUUUUAAAACUUUGUUUAUGUCCAGGCUUAAAUUAAUAAAAAUGAAUACAUCUGA